AUGGCGAACAACGCCGGCGCGCUCAAGCGGAUCAAGACGAACGAGCGCAACCGCGUUCGCAACGCGGCCUGGCGCAGCAAGGUCCGCACCUUGACGCGCAAGACGAAGGAAGCCAUCGAGGCGGGUGACGCCGACCUCGCCAAGGAGUGCGCGCGCCAGACGACGUCUGCCAUCGAUCGCGCGACCCGCCGCGGCAUCUACCACAAGAACUGGGCGGCCCGCAACAAGAGCCGCCUCUCGAAGAACGUCAUCGCCCUCAUUCUCGAGUCCCGCGGCGAGACGAAGAAGGAGGAGCCCGUCGAGGCGUGA
Messenger RNA from Aureococcus anophagefferens, 309 nucleotides. RefSeq lists its product as hypothetical. The transcript has a single exon. Gene Ontology annotation, biological process: translation. Gene Ontology annotation, molecular function: structural constituent of ribosome; small ribosomal subunit rRNA binding. Gene Ontology annotation, cellular component: ribosome; small ribosomal subunit. The record is from RefSeq and is a predicted model, not a curated record. The coding region runs from base 1 to 309 and encodes 102 amino acids. NCBI's taxonomy places the organism in Eukaryota, Pelagophyceae, Pelagomonadales, Pelagomonadaceae.